Messenger RNA from Camellia sinensis, 2598 nucleotides. The record is from RefSeq and is a predicted model, not a curated record. NCBI's taxonomy places the organism in Eukaryota, Viridiplantae, Streptophyta, Magnoliopsida, Ericales, Theaceae.
ACACGAGCCUAUGUUAGGAGCGGGUGGUUUCCAUUUGACAUCAACAACAUGGGAUCUCUGAAGCAUGGAGGUGAUAGAAACAAAGUUCAAGAUCAGCCAAAUGGCGAUAGAAAUAGAGCUCAAGAUCAACCAAACGUGGACAAGAAUCAAUUUCAAUUUCCGAUAUUUUGGUUGCCUUACAAGCAUGAAGAAGAUGAAACAAGGGGCGAUAAAGAGGCAAAAGCGGAUCACGAAUCUGCUGAAAGAUCAUCUCCCAAUUUGAAGGUUGCGUCGGCACAACUUCCUAGCAGCAAGGUUGGUUUGAAGGCGACGGAAAACAAUGUCAAUGGGAAGACAAAUCAUGUCAAGCAACAGGAAGAGCUACACAAUACGGGGAAGACCAAAGAAGGUGAGGGAAAAGCCAGAGGCAUUACUAUGAAGGAGAUAGAACAUAGUGGAGAUAAGAAGCCUUCUGAUGAUGGUACUAAAAGACAGUCCCCUUCUCCACAAAAGACGUCUAAGCUACCUCCGGUUUGUUUGAGAGUUGACCCCUUGCCAAAGAGGAAAAACAGUCAUGGUGAUUCGAGGUCUCCUAGUCCUAGUCACAAAGAAAAAGCACAGGAAGCAUUUGGUGAUAGGUCUGAGUCCACCUCAUCAAUAAAAGAGAGUGAGGAGGUAGAGCCGAAUAAAGGGAAGAUAAAAGUAGUUAAGGUAGUGGAUGGCAUAACAAAGCAAGACACUGGUGAAGAUUGCAAAGCUCAGACUCCCAUUGGAGCUCCUGUGAAUUUGUUUCCUAAAUCUGGUGAAGAUGUUUCAACGAACCAAGACACUAGCAAAGUUGUAGUAUGUGAUGAUGUGAGAGAGGACAAAGAAGUCAAAGCACCAGAUGCAACAGUAGAAAGUCACUUGGGCUUGCACCCAACGGUCAGGAAUUUUAGGAAAUCCGUGGCAAAGGAGCUUGUGAGCCUGCAAGAGAAACUUGAUUCUCUACCUACCAAUAAAUCCGAAGUGUCAAAUGUGAAACUUGUGGAAGAUCUUUCUAUGAACGCCAAAGGAGAUUCUUCUUUUGAAGAAACGGGAAAUGGAAACAGCUUUGCUGAGACUCAAAGUAAUCACAGUAACAUAUCUGAUUUAGUAGAGCCUAGUCAAUGUCAAAUUUCCAAUAUCACCGAAGCAACAUCUGGCUCCCAAAUUAUGGAAAAUUCAGAGAUGAAGUUGGUUAAGAAAGAAGCAUGCGAGGAAUCUGAAGAUAAAAUUAUAGCAUCUCCACUGCAAAGCAGUCGCGAGCUAGUUGAUAAACUGAAAGAUGAUUUGAACAAUGAAGUGAUUGAUGAUGGUGAAAUGAUGAUGUUGAAGGCUCAAACUGAUGGUUCAGAGCUCAAGUUACUUGUUGAACCAAUACCAUCUGCUGCAGAAGAGAACGUAGACUCCGCAGUGGUGGGGACAAUGCCUUCUUGUCUGGGUGAUCAGUCGGCAGCAUCACCAGAGUUCAAUCAGGAACUUGUUAUCGAACAGUCUCCGAGGCAUGAGCUAAUUGAAAUAGGGAACUGCGAGGUCCUACAAGGCAAAGGCGAAGUUGAGUCUCAAUCAGCAAUUGGCAUAACCACAUCAAUUGCAGAGGCAAAUCAAGUACAGCAGACACUUGAUGCUCUUAAUGAUGCGUCAGUCAUUGUAGAUCUGAAGCAUGAAAUUGGAGAAGAGAGCGAUUUUGAAGGUCAUGAGGAUGUGAUGGCUGAACAAGAGGAAGCACAAAAAGAAGUUGGUCAUAUUAAUGAGAAUGUGAAAAUCUCCAGGGCAGAUGAUGAGAUUGGUUUAGGGAAUGCACCCAUUGAGGAUGCUAGGCUCAAUAUAGAGGAGUUCACAGUACAAAAACAUGGAGAAGAAAAAAACAAUACCAAUGAGCUCUUGGAUACUUCCGAACCAGAGAAACCUCAGCCACAACUCGCAUUUGCAGAGGAUGAAAUUCAUGAUGGAGAAGCUUGUAAACCAGAGGAACCCCAUGCUGAGUUUUCACCUCUAGAGAAUGAGACCCAUUGUGGAGUAGCUUCAAAAACAGAGGAAACUUGGCCAGGUCUUUCACCUGCACUGGGACAAGAAAACGACGACAGUGGAAUAACUAAUGAUGAAGAUAAUUGUUCCAGGCAAGACAUCAAGGAAACCAAGGAAUGUAACGAGGAAUCAGAAAACCAAGAGAUUGUAGGGGACAGGCUUGAAUUUAAAGAGCUUGUAUCGGUUGCUGGCAAUGAUAAAGUCACUGAACAGCUUUGUGGGUCUGAAACCUCUAAAGAAGCCCUGAUCGCAACUCAGUUUGUUCCUGCCGAUGCAGAGGAGCUACCUCAGGUUGAAGGAGAGCUUUUCCCAAUGUCUCCAAAUUACAGUCAAGUCUCUUUGGGAAGCAAAAUGGGUUCAGAAAGUGAUGAAAAGUUGGUUGAAGAGAACAAGAAAUUGAGGGAGAUAAUGGAGAAAUUGAUUGAAACUGGGACAGAACAGUUGACUGCGAUAUCUGACCUCUCUAGUAAAGUGAAGGAUUUGGAAAAGAAAUUGGCGAGGAAAAAGAAAUCGAGGACAAGGCGUUCAGAGCUGGAACUGCCUGUGUUAAACAUGCAAAUGAUGCUCUAA